Molecule: messenger RNA, 924 nt
Organism: Clonostachys byssicola
Lineage: Eukaryota; Fungi; Ascomycota; Sordariomycetes; Hypocreales; Bionectriaceae
Source: the annotation of a GenBank genome assembly
AUGGCUCCCAAGUUAACAAGCCUCAACGGCCGUGUUGCCAUCAUUACGGGCGCAGGAGGAGGUCUUGGUCGCGAGUACGCCUUGCUACUCGCAGCAUACGGGGCGCGAGUCGUCGUGAAUGACUACGGCGGUUCUCUCAGCGGAGAACGAGGCACAGUCUCCCGUGCACAGGGUGUCGUUGACGAAAUCAAGGCGGCAGGUGGCGAGGCUAUCGCCGACGGCCAUGAUAUCUCCAUCCAGGACGAGGUCAAGGCCCUCGUUCAGGCGACCUUGGACAGUUAUGGAACGGUGGACAUAUUGGUCAACAAUGCAGGCACUGCAGGUUCAAUCAGUAGCCACGACAACGUCAAUGUGGCUUCCUUCCGCCGGACGUGGGAGAUUGCUGCCCUUGGAACCAUCAUGCUUAUCAGUGCCGUCUAUCCUACUAUGGAGAAAAAUGGGUACGGACGCAUCAUCACAACGGGGUCGGAUAGCCUCUUUGGAAUGGGCGCCGGAGGAGACGGUGGCUACACGUCAAGCAAGGGAGCUGUCUUUGGUCUCACGAGAGACAUUGGGCGUAUGAGCCCUAAGCAUGGCAUCAAAAUCAACGGAGUCAUGCCCUCUGCCGCCUCUCGAAUGUCCGACCUCUCAGAGGUCAUCAAGCGCAUCACUCGGCAGUUCUACAAGCCAGAACUGGUGGCUGACUUUGUUGUUGCUCUAGCCAGCGAGCAGUGCCCAGUCUCUGGCGAGCUCUUCAGUGUUGGCGGCGGGCGAGCUGCAAGGGUCGUGAUGGCAACAGUUCCUGGUCAUGUCGGCUACCUGGCCAACUGGGACAAGGUCAUGGGUUCCUCGGCAGAUGUCUACAUCCCUACGGACACAUUAGAUGUAGUUUCCUACGCUAUCAAGCAAGCCACGGGCGAGGAUGUGGGUAGAUUAGAACUGUGA